Molecule: messenger RNA, 2332 nt
Organism: Ceraceosorus bombacis
Lineage: Eukaryota; Fungi; Basidiomycota; Exobasidiomycetes; Ceraceosorales; Ceraceosoraceae
Source: the annotation of a GenBank genome assembly
AUGUCACUCCGCCCACCUGGAGAAGGUGUGUCGAGUCCCUGCUGGCAACAAGACGGACCGAGCCCUUCUCCCGCAGCUCCUCAGCAACAAACCCACUGGCGCUUUUUCCCGCCUCCUUAUAGGAUCGAUACACCCGGACCAAGCUACGGAUACUCGCCAAUUCCGGUGAGUGCCGCAAAAAGGGAUGUCAUCUUUGCCCCUCGCGCUAACUCUAGACUGCUCUCUACAGAGUCGAACAGAACCGAGCCAUGCUCGUCAUCUCCAGUUUACCUCUCAGCUUGGACCACCUGCCGAGUUCAAUCCUGACGGUAGCGAAAAUGUCGAGUUCGCCCGUUACGCAUCAACGUUGCGGCUCAAGUCUCGUUGGGACGACAUAUUUGCUCGCUUCGAGGACGCCCACCUAGUUCCGCAGGAUGAGAUUCAUCUCGGCUCGGGGACUCGGCCACCCCGGCUCAUUCGAGACCGAGGGACGUUGAAGGGCAUUGCCAGCAAGCGAAUAGAGUUUGGCGCCUUCAUCAAAGACGAGGAGCUGAAUUAUGGAGAAGAGCGCUCACUCGAGCCGUGGGGCGAGGUGGACAGCGACGAGGAUGAGAUCGGGAUCUGGGGCGCCAGUGCUGCCACUGCCAUCUUCCGCAGCGACUACAUCAAGCAGGAGGAUCAGAUAGGAUCAUAUUCCGAUGGCCGUGGCCACUGGCCGAGCGGUGAGCACGCAGGCGAUCCUCAUCUAGCGGAAUUCCUAGAAGCAGAGGCGCACAGAAAGGCCAUUAUGGGAGACAUCGACGAGGAUGAGCAGAACGCAGCCUCGGGGAGUGAUAGAGGCAUUGACGACGGUUCUGACACUUCGAAGAACGGCGUUUGGGAGGCCCAACGCGGAUCCUCGGAUGGCUACGAUGAAGAUUCCGGGGCGAGCAGUGUAGAAUACGAAAGCGACUACGACGACCAAAGGCGGCGUCAGCCCGUCAGAGUGCCUUCAGCAAAGGUUGCUCCUCAGCAAGCAGACUCCUCGUCGGAUGAGCUCGAUGUCCUCUCGGAUGACUCAGAUGGCUACUCGGACUGGGACGAAGUGCUGUACGAGAAGCGAGCGAACGUGGAAAGAUUACUGCAGCCAUUCGACCGAAGAACAAAGCGCUUCAAACUGGGCGAGCAGGGCAUGGGCGAGUCACUGCCUUAUGGCGAUCUUCCUGGCCUCGCAGAACUCCUGGACUUUUGUCCGUCAGCGAGACCGCUUGCACCAAACCUUAGAUCGCGCGCAAUCUGUCAGCAAUCCACAUCUCUCCUGGCUGCACCUGCUUCGACACAUUCAGCAAAUUUGUCGGCAGAAUCGGAAACCUCCGCUCCACCGCCGGACGACGAGCCCGAGCGCCGACGCAGCUCCAGAGCUCGAGCAAAGCCUUGCUACAACGUUCGGCGCGUCUUCGCUGACAUGUGGCCAGAGGGACAUUACAAGACGCGAAGGAGUGAUGAGGGAUAUCCAGCAUCCCGACAUCGAGGUGAUCAGAUCACACGCGGUGACCUUGGUGGAGAGCUGAGACGGCAAUCGUCCACGAGUACGGGUAUGACAUUGACGCAUUCUACACGCCGGCCAAGCUCCAGUGACGACGACGAGACCGACGCCCGCGAGGCAGAAAGUCUUUUGCAGGUGAAACGAAGUGGGGGGGCAAAGCGUCGAUCUCACCUUGGUGAGCAAAAGGCAAAUAGCCAAGCAUACAGGUCUCUGAGCGUGCGCAGGCCACAACAAGCCGAGCAUCAAAGUGCGUCGCCCCACAGGGUUGUCGACGAGGCCUCGGAUCUGGAGCUCGAGCCGUGGCAAGCGCAGAUCGGUAUUUACGCCACGCAGUCACAAGUGAACGGAACAGAGUUGAGAACGCCAAAUUCGAGCUUGGAUGGCACUGCCUCUGCGGGGCAGGAGCAUUUCUUUCAUCGCGACUCGAGCUCAGAUGUCGGGCGGAGCAGGAAGAAGCUCCGCAAUCAGCCGCCAGGACCAAGGCACGAUGCACUUGCACGUCAACUGUCACCACGGGUCAUUAGAAAGUUUGCAUAUUCUUCGCCGCGUCCCAUGCGGAGGCGCGAGCAAAUGGCCGAGUCACCCAAGACGGCGCGUCGAGCGGUACGAGCCACCUCGAUGACACCCUCAAAGAUGAAACGCCAAUCAGCACCGCUAGAGCAAAUCUCGCUGGAUGUCGAUCGCUAUAUCAAGACCAUUGCAUUUCCAGCUCCAACAUCGACUGGCUGUGGAGCCGGGGGUGGUCAUUGCACAAAGGCGCUGUGUCUAUCUUGUGGCGGUAUCGGCACUACAAGAGAUAUGCAGCCGGCGAUCGGACUCGAGUCUUGA